Molecule: messenger RNA, 420 nt
Organism: Paralichthys olivaceus (Japanese flounder)
Lineage: Eukaryota; Metazoa; Chordata; Actinopteri; Pleuronectiformes; Paralichthyidae
Source: RefSeq, a predicted model, not a curated record
CAGAACAGUCGAGGUCUUUAUGAUGCAGCAGCAGCUGACUGCCUCAUGCUGAGGCCUCGUGACGUCACGACCUCUGACCUCUGCUCAUCUCUUCCCAGAUUCAGUGACGGAGAUAUGUCAGAUCGACAAAAUCAUGAGGUCAGUGCCGUGCUCAGAGUCUCUCGUCUGCCUCUGGUUCGCUCGGCGCUGCAGUCGGUGACUUCGGUGUACUCGGAGGUCACAGGUCGUUAUCCUCUGCUGGGGCUGAUGGGAGGAGCUGCCGAGGUCGGAGUUCGCAGCGUCUCCCUAGUGGCCAUGAAGCAAGCCACGCCCAUCCUGCAGAGCCUGGAGCCACAGAUUGAAGUUGCCAACAAUUUCGCUCAGUUCGGUCUCGACCGUUUGGAAAAGAACUUCCCGAUUCUGAACCAGUCUACUGACGAG